AUGGAAGAUAGACAAUCCAAUAUGAAAAAAAAUAAGAGUCAUAGAAACGUUUCGAAAACUGAAAGUCGAUUCAAGGCUAAAUUCGAAUUUCUGAAGAAAUUACCUCAUUCAGUAUUGUCUAAUAGUGCGGUUGAAAAAGCACGAGCAUUUUUUCGCUCAUCAGAACCUAAACAUCAUGUUAGUAGUAAUAUCAAUGAACAAUCAUCAUCAUCAAAUCAACGACAUACUACUGUUAAUAUUCUGCCUUUUAUGAAUUCCACUGUUAUUAAUCAAAAUAUUCCAAAAACUAAUAAAUUAUUACAUUCAAUAACUCCUACAACUCAUUUUUCAACAUCAAACAUGAUAAGAGUUGAUAAAAUAAAUCCUAAAGAUAUGAUUAGUCAUCAACUGAUUGAUAAUGAUCAAAGCGAUUAUAAACUACCAUCAAAUUAUUUUCAAAAUAAAUAUAAACACUAUUUAAAACCAUCAUUAUUAAUACCUAAACAAUACUAUAAUGAUAUAUUGUAUAGACGAAAUCAAUAUUAUUUCACUUCUAUCAACAAAUACGAUUCAUGUCCACGCUCAUCUGCAUUAACAUUAAAUCGAAAUUCGACAUAUUCGAAUCGCUUUUAUUCACCAUAUAAUUAUUUGACUCCUUCUAACGAAAAUUCAUCAUAUGAUCAAUUGCGUACUUCGUUGUAUAAUUAUCGACCCUAUGCCCAUUGUGAAAUAAAAUCUUCAUUUGAUGAACCAUACUUUCGACCUACACCCUCUAUAAUACAACCAUUACCAUCAUCAUCAUCAAUGUCAACAUGGAAUCAAUGUGUUCGUCGUCUUAAUACAGAAUAUAAAUUAACAACAAUUGCACUUCAACAAGCAAAAGAAUGUUUAGAACAAGUUUAUUUGAAUCCGAAAAAAUCAAUUUCAAAAUAUGCUAAUUUAGUAUCAUGUGAUAUUAAGAAUUUCUCAAAUAAUGAAAGAAAAAAAACAAACAAUGUUACAUUCUGUUUACCACCAUCAUCAUCAUCAAUAACUGAAAAAUUUUCUUCGUCUUCAAUAUCAGUAAGACAAAUUGAACAAAACAAAAAUUUUCCAUGUACUUUUCUUUUGAAACCGAAAUUCAUUAAACCUGUUGAAUUAAAUACAUUUUCCUCAUCAUCAAAAUUAGAACCUGUAUUAACUAUUGUUGAAAGUAACGACAGAUUAGAUUCUAUUGAUGCUAUUAUUAAAAAAUUUAAUAAUCUUAAUGGUUCUUUAUCAACAACUAAAGUGGAAUCUCCAACUAUUAUUCACAAUAAUCAAUCAUUAUCAUCAAAAAGUGAUGUUAAUAUAAUUAAUCCUGAUGUUUAUGUUAAACCAUCAAUAAUUAAUUAUGAUUUUAAAAAAAUUCCAGAUCAAUCUCUAUUAUCAUCAUCAUCAUCAUCAUCAUCAUCAUCAUCGUCAUCAUCAGAAUCAAAUAUAAUAAAUAAAAUACAUCAAUUAGAAAAUUCUCUACAAGAAGAAGAAACAACAUAUACAAUAGAAACAUUUUAUCAAAAUACAGAUAAUAAUGAAAAUAAUUCAUCAUCAAAUGAUCAACAUGUUGUUAUCAUUGAAGAAAAUACAACUGAAGAAGAAUUUAAUUUAGCACAUGAAAAACGACAUCAUGAAAUGCAAACAAAUCGUACCUCUCCUCAACAUAUGAUAGCAACUAAUGAACCGAAAUUUCCAUCAUCCCUUAAUUCAUUUCUAUUUCCAUCACAAAAUGAAAAUUUGUAUUCUAUUGAAACGUCCUCGAAUCAUUUCAUUAGGAACACAUUAUCGAGUAGUGCAACUUCAUCUACUCUUCCCAUUAGUCAUCAUAAAGAUUGUACUUCAUCGACAUCAUUGAAUAAUAAUAAUAAACCGCCUUCACACAUACCCAUACCAAAACGUUCAACAACAACCAAAACACGUAUCUCUCAUUUAGAGCAACCUUCAGAAAUUAUUGUACCAUCUACUAAAUUAAAACCACCAUCUUCAAAGAUUGUCAACAAUAUAACUACAUCAAUACGAAAACCAACAAAAAUUACAACUAACAAAAUUCAAUCACAGUCAUUAUCUACUACUUCAAAAAAACAAUCAUCACUAAAUAGUAGUCAAAUAAAUGAAUCUCAAAAUAGAACAAGUAAAAAUUCUAAUUUUCAUAUAUUUCUUGAUGAAUAA
This is a messenger RNA of Rotaria sp. Silwood2, 2163 nucleotides long. Lineage: Eukaryota; Metazoa; Rotifera; Eurotatoria; Philodinida; Philodinidae. The record is from the annotation of a GenBank genome assembly.